This is a messenger RNA of Verruconis gallopava, 4622 nucleotides long. RefSeq lists its product as uncharacterized. NCBI's taxonomy places the organism in Eukaryota, Fungi, Ascomycota, Dothideomycetes, Venturiales, Sympoventuriaceae. The transcript has a single exon. Gene Ontology annotation, molecular function: protein binding. Bases 964 to 3549 code for a protein of 861 amino acids. The record is from RefSeq and is a predicted model, not a curated record.
CUGGCUUGGUAGGAGUUCAGAAGCUCACUCGCUCUCUUCUGUCUCUCUUCGUCCCGUUCAGGCCUACGCCCGCUGCACCGUCGCUACCACAUCUUCCCUUUCCUCACGCACCACCCAUCACCUCCUUCUCCUCCACCACGUCCGCACGACCACCCUCACCACCGCGAUCCUUUGUCGCACCACAGUCGUUUCCCCUCCUUUCGCCUUCCCUUCGCACGGAUAUCUGUUCCUUGAUUUUUCUCUGGACUCGAUCGGCAGUCCACAGUCGUUCUUUUCUGCGCGUCCCUGGCACCGCUCUUCUCCUUCCUUCAGCUCGUCCUAGCUUUCAGCUCUCUACAACGCCCUCCCCGGAAGGAAAGAAAUUCGACUUCGUCUGUUCGAUCCACAAACCGGUCUGCUCCAGAAGCAUCCGCUGGCCUUGAAACACAAAAGACAUUGAUUGUUGAGAAUCCCUCCAUUUUCCCAACCUUGCGUCUGGACCUUGGCUCCGUCACGCAUUGUCCCAAGCUACACCUCGACUGUCCGCCAACCACAAACCCAGAUAGCCGGUUCCCUUUUCCGCUGUCGAAAUACCGUACUCCUGCCGACCGACGCAUGCAGGAAACGGGAUACAUCCUUGUGUAAAGAGCACGAUAUUCUUGAUUGCACAAAGCCUUGGACCGAGAAAGAGUCCCAUCCAUCUUUGGUCUCUGCGUUACCCAGGGCCGUGGCACUUGAACGACAGUGGCUUUCCUUCCCCCCCUUCGCCUAACCAUCGCGGAAGACGCUGCCCAUUGCAAUCGAUAUGAUGACCUCCGAGCGCGAACUCCACUGAACAGCCGGAUAUUGUCGCCCGCCUUUGGAUUCUUGGAUUCCAUCAGAUCUUGCUUUAUUGUUGUCCCUUACCUCUCUUGUCGGAGCCGAUCCUCGGAACGACGUGGUGACGUUACUUCUCUCUCUUCCUGAGGUCGGCCUCCUGAAACCAUGUCCAUGCCUAAGCCUCCCUUCGAGCUCGUAAAUCACUGCUCCGCCGUCUGGAACCAAACGCUGUAUGUCUACUCGCCACAAGGCUUUGCAUCGCUCCCUCUUGAGCAGGAUGCCCAAUGGCAGACUCUCGACCCGGGCAUUUCCGUAACGGGCGGGCAAUGCGUGCCCGCCAUGAUUACCGGCAGCGAGGCGCUGUAUAUUGUUGGCGGCACGACUAACGGUUCCGCCGCGCUGACCAACUACCCGGGCUUGCAGCGUUACGACUUUAACGCUGGCACGUGGGAAACAAUCACUCCAGCUUCUACCGUCACGCAGAAUCGUGUCAAGCAUGGCGCCGCUUUCAUUGCGAACACUGGCUCCAUCGUCGUCUAUGCCGGAACCCAGGAUCCUAACGCGAGUGGUCUGGGUCAGGAAACCUUCGCCAUCUCGACAUCCGCACCUUACGACGUAACCUCCUACAACUCGCAAGGAGCUCCGGCCUUGACUUCGCCCAUGCUCAUGCCUUGGUCUGCUGACCAACUUGUUCUGAUUGGCGGUUCUGCAGACAACACACAGGUCUGGCUAUUUGGCGCAAUACCAGGUUGGACAAAUCUGGGAACGUCUUUGCCUUCGGGGCUGGACCUGGACUCGCCGACGAAGAUGUGUACCGUAGUGGCGGGCACUGACGGCAGCAGGGUGUUGGAGGUGUAUGACAUGGGAGUCUCACCUAAUGUCGUGACUCGAUAUGCUCUGCUUGUCAACGGAUCGCCGGCGCCGGUAGGUGAUGAGGUAGCCCCCCCUAGCGCGACGACUUCAGCGUCGAGAAGGCGGUUGCGAACGAAACGUGACCUCACGAUUGCCAACUGGCCCGCUUACAAUAGUACGCUCGCGCCAACCACAACACGCAGCGGCUUUUCCCUGGCCGAAGACGUCGACGGCUUAGCAGUAAUCAGUGGCGGCAACAAUGACGACCCGAUUGCUCUGUUUAACCAGACCACAAACUCGUGGCAGAACGCAACAAGCUUUUUCGUCAAGGAACAAGUUCCCCUUACAACGGCAACCUCAUCACUUUCAUCCUCGGCUGCAGCCACGUCUACAGCGGCCUUCUCGUCCACAAGUUCGUCGGUUCCCACAUCGGCCUCCAGCGGUGUUCUCGGCACAGGCCAGUCAAAAUCGAAGGUUCUCACGACGCUCGGUGCCACGUUAGGUGCCAUCCUAGGUCUUGCCGCUAUUCUAAUUAUAAUACUUCUUCUCCUACGUUAUAAGAAGUUGCAACAGAAGAGGUCCGGCCGUGGUGUGAACGAGAAGGAUCAAGACCGCCUCAGCUUCGCGGAUCAGGGUGCGGACUUUAUGAAGGAGGCUGGCGGUACCCGAGGCCGUGGUUUCUCGGGUUCCAAGUCCGCAGCCAGCUCAUUAAAUUCGUUGCAGAUCUUCCAGAACAAAACCAUCGGGCACCGAAAGGCGAUGCCCAGCGAUGCGAGCCACGCGCCGCUUUCGAAGAACAAGAGUCCGCUGGGUGUGAGCGAGCCGCUGGAGAUGUCACAGAUGAGCCAGCGCUCGUCGGAGACAUUCACUUCGCGCUCGCUCGACUACGAGAAAUCGGAGUUGGCGAACUCUCCACCAAAGAGCUCGACGCUCUUGCCAGCGACUGCUACUGCCGGUGUUAAGGACUCCAAGGAUGGCCGCACGCGAAGUCAUGGCUGGAGUCGUUACUUUGCGAACAAUGACGUGACUAAUCUUGCCUCCAUCCAAGGCGGUGCCCGCAACACGUACAACACAGAAAUCAGUGAGAUCUCAAAGUCCUCAGAUUACAGUGACGUCAGGUCGAUGGAGCGCGGACAAGCGAUACCACCGCUGGAGCUGAAUCUAGGUCCCAAGUUUGAAGGCCAGAGGUUGAGCGCGGUCAAUAAGGGCAGUCCGACCAUGGGCCGGUCGACGGAGGACAUCCAAGAGGGCUUGCAGGCGGAGAUCCGUCGAGCAGGUUCAACAAGUUCGCGAGGAUCGACAGACGGGUUCGAGCUGUCGUCGAGCAAGCCUGCUCCGGCUACUCAGACGACGUACACGCCCAUGUCUACGUUGGACCGAGACCGACGGGCUGAUACUAGGUCCAUCAGUAGUAAUUACUCUGGCAGCAACCCGUUCUUUGGCGCGAGCAGCGAGUACAAUUCACGACCCAGAAAAGGAAGUAUCGGGGCGCCUGCGCUUCCACAGCUAAAUUUCCGCAACUACGGCGAUGCAUCGAGAGACAGCCAGGCAAGUGCCGUGACCGUGUUCCCAAGUGGCAUUGACUCGCCCAAGUCAAAUACGUUUGGGGCGAAGAGCUACGGAACAAACACCAACGUCGCUGGAUCAGGUGGCUCAGGAUCAGCGGAUUACUUUGCGCCACCGCGGAAUGUGUUUGGUGGUGUUCAGCAUCGUGAUAGCGGAGCCAGUGACGUGACGGUCUUCCCAGGCGCGCCUGCCUCCACACCAUCUUCGAAUUUAGGCGCGUCAAGCAUUGUGCCCCAGUCCUCGUCCAACGGAAGGAGCGCUGCGGGCGGACGCAAAAUGUCGGCGCCCCAGGAGAUGGCCUGGCUGAACUUGGAUGCUGACAAAGCCUUCUAAACCAAGCAGCUGAUCGCGCCUGUUCCUCCCUUGCCCACAUUUUCAGUCACUCAUUUCCUGCUCAUGGAUUCCUUGACGGCUGGAUCUUUCAUGUACGGCAUAUUUCUAUCGACUUUGGCUGCCAUUGCCGCACUUGGGAGGAUCCUCACGAACCAGAUACCACAGACGUCCUUUAUCUUCUCUAAACCGAAAACUGGGCUUCAUGGCGUCUGGAAUCUUUUUAUAUCUCUCCCUCCGCUCGUCACACCUACAUCUCUGUGAUACGCCUCUAGAUCAUGUCAUAUUAUUACUUUUGUGGCGCUUUUCAGUCGCCAACUCUCACACGGCUUUACGCUUCGAUUCCUGGGUACAGGCAUCAUACAUAUACACCUGGGAAUGAACGUUAUUUGCAUUGGAGCUAAGAACCUAGUGUUUGAAUGUACAUAUUGCGAUCACGUUCCCUCCGCGUCUUUUGUUUUUAUUAAUACUUUCGUCUCGCUCCUCAGUGGGCUUGAGACGGUAUCUUGAGGCUGCAGAGAAGAGGCUGUGAGGGAGCAGCUCGUGCGGUACGUUUUAGUGCCGAGACAUGCGUCUGUAAUUGUAUCAGAGCGAGCACUGCGAACAUUGUCUCUUUUUUUUUGUUGCUUGUUUACUGGUCUUUUACCUCUUCCUAACUUCUGGGAAGGGAAUAUAUAGUAGAGAGGAGAGCUGACGGGUGGCGCGAAAAAAGAGAAGCAUCAAAAGAAGAUACCACAACUCCCACCUUUCCUUGUGUGCAUAGGGUAUAAUGGAACGAGCUAGCUGGCUGGACUGUCACGGUUUUUCCUUGAUAUUCAAAUUUUCAUCCUCAUUUGUCAUUGUCAUUGCCUGAGGCCGGGGCCAAUAUGAGAUUGGAGGGAACAUUGUUUUGUAGCAGGGCUGAUAAAGGGCUUUGUUCCUUACUCUCACCAUCUCCAUCUCCCUGGAACUUGGGUGGGCUGGAAAAAGCUCGCCAGGGACGAGUGCUGCAGUGCAUAUGCAUCUGGGCUACUCUGUGUAUAGUGAUCUGGUAAACACUGGAGACGAGUGCUUAGCAAACCCCGUUAAAAGACGAU